GCUCAAAGCCCCACGGUGGCAGAUCCCCUCCAGCAAGCCUACGCAGGCAUGCAGCACUAUGCAGCAGCGUACCCCACCGCCUACGCGCCCAUCAGCCAAGCCUUUCCCCAGCAAGCGCCCAUCAUCCCGCAGCAGCAGCGAGAAGGUCCCGAAGGCUGUAACCUGUUUAUUUAUCACCUGCCCCAGGAGUUCGGGGACGCGGAGCUCACGCAGAUGUUUUUGCCUUUUGGCAAUGUCAUCUCUGCCAAAGUGUUCGUGGACCGGGCCACCAACCAGAGUAAAUGCUUUGGUUUCGUCAGUUUUGACAAUCCCACAAGCGCUCAGGCGGCCAUCCAGGCCAUGAACGGCUUCCAGAUUGGCAUGAAGAGGCUAAAAGUCCAGCUCAAGCGGCCGAAAGAUGCCAACAGACCCUACUGA
Molecule: messenger RNA, 417 nt
Organism: Pterocles gutturalis (yellow-throated sandgrouse)
Lineage: Eukaryota; Metazoa; Chordata; Aves; Pterocliformes; Pteroclidae
Product: CUGBP Elav-like family member 6
Exons: 4
Cellular component (GO): cytosol
Molecular function (GO): mRNA binding
Source: RefSeq, a predicted model, not a curated record